Molecule: messenger RNA, 4804 nt
Organism: Homalodisca vitripennis (glassy-winged sharpshooter)
Lineage: Eukaryota; Metazoa; Arthropoda; Insecta; Hemiptera; Cicadellidae
Exons: 29
Coding region: 1-4644 (1547 amino acids)
Biological process (GO): negative regulation of cell population proliferation
Source: RefSeq, a predicted model, not a curated record
AUGGUCAGUUUACCGCAAAUUGAUCAAAUGGAUUCUCAGAACAUAGUGAAACGCUCGGUGAUGAGCACGACAGAGUCUGUCACCAGCAUUCUGAAAGAGUAUAGAAAGAGAACUAAGCAUUUACAUAUGCUGAAGAGCUUUUUCCAAGAACAGAACGUUCGCAUUCCUCAAUGGAGGUUGAGUGUGGAGGAGAAACUUGAACCGUUCUUAAGCGAUGACAGUUACGGGAGGUCUACGAGUGUCGCCGCACCGGGACUACCGUUACUACGAAAAUCCAGAGUGACACCACCAAAAAAGAGUUUCGAUUGGAAAACACUGAAUGAAAAAAUAAAGAACAGAUGUUAUAUUGUGGCAGAGUCAUCUCCUCCGGCAAAGGAACUACAACAAAAGCAUCACAUCAGAGACUUGCCAUCAUUACAACCUAAAACUGUUAAGAAGGUACUUACUGUUAGAGACAAAGAACCACCUCAGAUCAUACUUAUCUCUGAACCUCCUGAAAUAAUGUUUGGAGAUUUUGAAAUUGGAAAAACAUAUACGCAAAAAUGUAAAAUAAAAAACAUAUCUAAUGGCAAGUGUAAAUUCACUAUAAAACCUUUAAAGUCGUCUUCUCCAUUCAGAAUCAAAUGGAACCAACAGACCAACAAGCUGGCAGCUGGGAUGAGACUUGUAUUGACAAUUCAAUUUGUCUGCACUACGUUAGCAGAUGUGCAAGACAAAUUGCACAUAUUUCUAGAAAGAGGUGAAACACUGGUUAUCAAUAUUCAAGCCAAGAGUCCUCCACCUCUUCUUGUAGAUUACAUUAAUACUGUUUAUAAUGUGUCGGGAAAGAAAACUUUUCACUCCCUUAUAAACUGUGGGAAUAAUUUUGUUGGAGAAGAAGGUACCACAGUAGUAAAUCUAAAAAAUGUGGGACCUGCAGGAAGAUUCUUUUUCCUAAGGGAGUCUGACUUUUAUAGUGUUGAGUUUGAAAUAGACUCAUCCAAUAAACUUACACUGGAGUCAUUCACUAUUGGGCCAGUGUACUUCUCACUGGACAGAACUGAGGUAAUAGAGAUUCUGGUCUCGUACAGAACCCCCUUCGCCGGGACUCAUUCAGACCGGGUGUUCCUACUCUGUAGUAAUUCUGCAGUCAGACAAGUGGAUCUUGUCAAUCAUGGAUUUUCAUAUGACCGCCACUGGAUCCGAGUAAUGGGAUUACUUAAAACAUUUGAUGUUGAUAUUCAAGAUGAUUACAAUGCCGAUUCUUACAUCAACUUUGGUCAGAUGCUUGGUGGGAUGAGGAGAUACCGCAGUUUUAGCCUGUCCAAUUCUGGGUAUGUGCAUAUGAGCUAUCACUGGGAGGUGAGACCAGCGAUGCUGACUGACAGGAACAGAAAGUUACUCCCUUCAGAAGCCCUGACGAUCUCGCCAACUCGAGGUCGGUUGUACUACCAGGCAUCGGACUAUUGUCAGGUGCAGUGCGAUACCAGCUCUGUGCCACCUGCUAGAUACUGCUUGAUCAUGGUGCUGUUUGUGGAUGACUUGCCUAUAAAGAGUGUCCCACUAGAUUUGCACGAGAAACUUCUACCUUGUAGAAGUGAUCCAGAUCUUUGGUCUAUUGAAGCUCAGUCAGUAGAGGUUUGGGUGGAUGUUGUAGAACCAAAACUGAUGUUGAGACCUUACAUAGUCGAUUUCUCAGACUUUCCUCUCAUCUGUGGCUCUACAGUGGAAACCCAAACUAUAAUUAUAGAAAACCUUUGUGUGGGGGACUUGCAGCUGACUUGGGUCUACCAAGACAUUGGGCCUUGCGUCAAACUGAGCAUCGAGCCACAACAGUUCUGUCUAAAGAAGUUCUCAUCCACUGCUUGUUUAUUGUCAUUAGAACCAUUAGAAGAAGGAGAUUUCUCUACUGAUAUUCGGUGUGUAGCUUAUGAUGAGGAAAUUGAAAUUACACUUAAAAUUAGGGGUGUUUGCUGCAGAAGAGAAAUACAAACAAUAACAGAGUCUGUUGAUUUUGGGUUGGUCAAGCGAGGGUCUCGUCAAACUACAGAAAUCAUUGCUAAAAACUGCUAUUCUGUUGAGAGAAGAACAUGGACUCUCGAUGAGCUACUAUUUGAACAGUUUGAUGACGGACACUUAGAUGAGAUGAACAUUUUGGGCUCAUUGUCUGCUUAUCAAGUAGAGUUUUGUCACAAAGACAGUGAGAUUUUAGUUAACUACACUCUCAAUACACAGGUAGACAAGAUGUGGUGUUCAGUGGUGGAGUGGGAAGGCAAGUAUGUGCCUGUGCUGGCCGAUGUCCAGGAGCCAGACGUCAGUCUCAGCAGUCAUCUGGUCACUGUUGACCUGAUGUACACUGAUGUCAAGUAUGAUGUGAACAUCACCGUGGACAACCAUACUCUUAACAACACAGCAGUGUUCUGGGGCAACCCUCUUAUACCAAUGGAUGACAGGCAAGUGGUCGACAUUGAGCCAAGAUUCGCAGUUCUUCAACCUUCUGAAAAGUUAAUCACUCAGAUCCACUUAACUUCUAAUGUUGUGGGUUUCCUGGACAAUUUAUACAUCCCGUGUUUUGUAGAAGGUUAUAUCCAGCCACUAAUACUAAAGAUUGAAGGUUUUGUGGAGGGUUUGACAGUUAGAGUGGAGUGGGACUCGGAGGAUGGACACCAAUGUGUUUUUUGGCCCUCCACAAAGUGUAAAGAAAUCGUUAAAUACUCGCACUUCUUCCACUCUCCUAUUUUCCUAUGUCCUACCGACUCUUCCACUCGAACUUCGAAUGAAUUAGAAUGUACACCAUUAGAUGAAUAUAUUGACCUAAAGUCUGAACCUAAUGACUGUGAUGAUGCUACAUCAGAUUUUGGAAGCAAAGGGUCUCAUGAAUCCAGCAUUCCAUACUUGAAUUGGCCAAUCAUCGGUGGGAGAUACACCCGUGAGCCCAUGAGCGAAGAGAUGGAAAGACAUUUCAAUGGCCUUUUAUCGUCUGCAGAGUACGAGGAAGAUGAUGAAGAUAAAGACAUCUCCAAUGUUCCUCCCAACACAUUGUGUUUCCAUGAUGUUCCUUCCAAAGAAGCUGUCACCCAAGUAGUGUACAUUAAAAAUGAUUCAGACAUCUGCUCCCACUUCAAGGUUUGUGUAGCCAACAACUUUGAACGACCACAACAACCUAUUGAGAUAUCAGUGCCAGAGAAAAUAGAGAGAAAAUUAAAAUGUGUGGAGGAAGAUGAAUGGACCAAGCGGGCGAGCAAGGACCGAGGGUUAACGGUGUUUGUAGAUCCGGCUUAUGGGCAACUUUUGCCCCAGGACUAUGUUAUCCUGCAUAUCACAGUGUACGCUAAUAGUUGGGGUCAGUACAGCGAUGUCCUGCUCUUGCAGUUGGGUGAUCUUGAGCUGCUGACCUUGAAUCUCAAGAUAAUGGUCCACCAGCCUCCCGUUCUUGCACCUCAUUUGCUCAGAUUUGGAGCAGUACAACAUUCUGGUCCUCCCCAGUUGCGGUAUCUAACAGUAGAAAACAGAAGCACAGUCCCAGUGUACGUGUUGUGGCAAGUAUUUAUUCCGUCCGCAGAUCCACUUCCAUUUGGAGUAAUGCUUUCUGAUAAUAACCCCUUUGAGCUGAAGCUAACCCCACACUAUGGAAGUUCCGUUUCACCUUUUUUUGAGAUUUCUGAGAGGUAUACCGAACUUGCACCCUGUUCUUCUAAAAAGGUGGCUGUUUUAUUCAACCCAAAGGAUUGUGGUAUAAAAGUCAAUGAAAAUAUCCUGACUGAAAUUCAGACUGCAGUUUUGUUGGGCUAUGUUUUUUUAACAGAUGAAGCCAGGUUCAUAACAAACUCUGAAAUCUGUGUGCGAGAUGAUGGGUUUAAGCUGGAUCCUCUGAAAAUCGACUUGGAGGCAUCUGUAGAAGUUCCCGUACUAACAUUACUAAAUGUAUACAACUAUAAUCUUUUGUUUAAGUGCACUGCAAAUACUGUGAUGUCUACAGAGGAGAAAGUUUGGAGGAAAAAAAGUGUAAUAACAGUAAAAAAUAAGAGCUACACUCAAAUAAAAGCAAAUAUAAUUACAGUAGGUUAUUUUUAUGUUUCUAAAAUAAACUAUCUUUGUCCUGAAUUAAACAAUAGUUCAAAUACAGACUCUAUUACUCUUGACCCUGGGGAAAUGUGUGAGGUAACUGUAACUUGUGAAGUGACUCAAGAUACACUGUACGAGUGCUUUGAUGUUGAACCAAUAAUGUUAGCUGAUACUGAUAUUGAGUCUGGAAUUGUUGAAUAUGGAGUGGUUUCUUUUCAACAAGAAGAACUAAAACAGGAUGUUAAAUUGGAGUUGUGGCUGUACCAACCAUUAAUCUGCAUAUCUGUCUCGUCUUUGAAUUUUGGACUGGUGUACGUAGAAGAAACUAAAGUCAUAGUGAUCACGCUCAUGGCUCCCAUAGGCAAAGAAUAUUUUGAGAUCUCCAUUAAAUCUGAAAGAAACAAUGAAGUAUUUUCUGUAAAUAUGAAAUCAGGAGUGUUGGUUCCCAAAGUAGGUCUACCAUUAGAAGUGUCUUUUACACCAAAGAUUUCCAUAUCUUAUGCAGAGAUGCUUGUGAUAAGAUCGUGCAUGUCACAAUCCUUCUGGGAGAUUCCCCUGUAUGGAGUCGGCAUUUUAAACUAUAGAGCACAUAUUUAUUAACACAUCUGUACUAGAGAUGUUUUGAGUGUUAUGAAUGCCAUCACUAGAACUGUUUUAAGUAAUAUAAAUUAAAAAAUGAUUAAUUAGUAUGUAUUUUUACCCAACUUAUAAGUUUCAGUAUUUGUAAUUUUUAAAAGUUAAAAAAAUUAAAUUGUGUGAA